AUGGCAUCUUCAACAGUAGCAAAGUUACCUUGUGUCACAUGUGAAAAAGCAGCGGGCGUAUUCACAUGUCGUGGAUGUAUAAAAGAUUUUUGCACACGUCAUGCAACCGAACAUCGACAAAUGCUGAAUCAGCAAAUGGAAGAAGUCACUCUCUGUCACGAUCAAUUGAGACAAAGUUUUGAUGAACAAGCAAAAGAACCUCGUCAACAUCCUCUUAUGCAGAAAAUCGAUGAAUGGGAAAGAAAUUCGAUUGAGAAGAUUCGUCAGGUGGCCGACGAUGCUCGCAAACAACUACUGAAUGCAAUUGGUAAAUAUACGAACAAGAUGACCGAAGUCUUAGGAAAUCUUACACAAAAAUUAACCAAAGCUCGUGAUGAUGAUGAUUUCGUCGAGACAGAUUUAAAAGAUUGGACAGACAAACUAAAUAAAAUUAAGAAUGACUGGACUGCACCGCAAACGAUCAACAUUCAGCAAGAUGCGAAUGAGGUAUCAUUCAUUCGAAAGAUUACUAUAAAUGAUUGGUCAGAUGAUUGUCUGGAACAAUCAGCCGGUGAUAUUCGAAUUGAAGAAAAUGGACUUGUGAUCGUUCACGGCCCGUCACAAGGCCAUGCAGCGGUACGUGGUAGAUGCCAAUAUUCAUCUGGACAACACAGAUUUCGUUUCAAGAUUGAGACCUUAGGUGCCAGUAAAUGGGUAUUCUUUGGAAUUAAACCAAAAGAUGCGCCUAUGAUACCAGACUCAGCUAACACCAACACAGCUUAUGGCUGGGCCGGAGGAAAUGCUGUUUUACUCAAUGGUGCUGUCCAAUCUAAUUAUAAUGGAUAUACUAGUGAUAUGGAAAUGAAUGACAUAUUCGAAUUAAUUGUCGACUGUGAUGAAAAAAAAUUACGUUUAAUUAACGAAAGAACACGUAGCACAUAUGAACUCAAUGUUGACGUGACCAAAUGUUCUUUUCCAUGGCAACUCAAUAUUGGUCUUUAUUACUCAAACGAUCGUGUUCGUAUGAUUGAUCAAACAUUGCGUAAUUGA
Rotaria sp. Silwood1 is the source of this 1029-nucleotide messenger RNA. The record is from the annotation of a GenBank genome assembly. Lineage: Eukaryota; Metazoa; Rotifera; Eurotatoria; Philodinida; Philodinidae.